AUGGCUUCCCUGUCAUCUCUCGGCCUCAACCUGCGUCUUGCCGACAUUGAUGAGAACCUCAAAUCUCACUCAAGUGCUUUAUCAUGGCCUAUAAACGGGACAGGAGGGAGUGCCCCUCGACGAACCCACGACUUCAUUGAUGACGUCCCCUGCUUCGCUUAUAAUGAAGUAUUUGAAAGCGGCGAAAUCUUCCAAGCCGUCUCACCCGGCUCAGGCAUCUACCUGCCUCUCCACUCCUCCCCAUGCCCUCAACCGGCCUUCACUCUCUCCAAGUCUCGGCCGGCCAAGACCAUAGAGCUCGACGUCCACAGUCUGUCUCUCUUGCAGUCUCUCGCCAUCGCCAUCCCAUCCCCUUUCGACUUUGCUUCCCUCUUGGCCAACUAUAACACCCUCAAGUCUCAUUUGCAGCACCUCGAGUCCAUCUCGCCAAACCACCCCACCACUAUCGAGCUACGCCUUCUCAUCCGAGAUCUGCUCUUGGAUAGGGCCCUCUAUGCCGGUGUUGGUGUUCAACUCCACCCGUCACAAGGGCUGUUAACUAUGAACCAGCUUCAUGAUAUGCACCAGAGGAGCGUCGACGCCGGCCUGGAUGACCUAGACUCCUGCUUUUCUCUCGGACUCAUACCCGACAUAGUCACCGACGACUAUCUCGAAGGCCUGAGUGCUCGAUUCACCGAAAUCGCCCUUGCCGGUGACCUCGCAUCAUUGCAUGAGCUGUGCGAGCCAGUCGUGCGCUCCGGCGAGAUUGAAUGGCAGACGAGUCCAGACCUGCUGCUUAAGCUACUAGACUGUGGCCGUCUAGAUAUCUACCGCUACGUUCUGGAUCUCGCGUCACGGACCAAGGACAAACGCGACAGCCAACAAGGGCCAUGUCUCGCGGACAUAACCCACGACGCCCUGCAUGUAGCAAUCCGGCUCGGUCAUUCAGGGCACGUCGGCGGACUCCUCCAACAAGGGGCCACUUUCUUGGGUGUCUACCAGGGCGAAGAGGCUGGCAGCGGUGUUGUUCUCACUCCCCUUUCGGCUGCUGCCUUCUGGGGCCAAGCCGACAUGGUGCGCUUGAUUCUGAGCCACAACAUCAUGGCCGAUGGUGCGCAAGAGGCUGCUGCGAUUGCGCUUUUCAACGACGACACGGAGAUCAUGCAGAUUCUCUUGUCAUCCGGUGUAACUAACCCGCCAGCAGAACUCCUACCGGAGGAUACUGUCAACUCGUUUGCGGAGCUCAGCCUCAUGGACCAUUAUGCUGGGUUCACGGUGAGCAAGCCAGACGCCGUUGAGUCCGCCGUUGAGUCCGCCGCGGGGUUCCCUUCUGGGGACGAGGCCCUCUCGCCGUACCCGUUGGUCAACCAAAGCAUGUCAACAUCAACCGAAAGGCCCCUCCGGCGACCGAUGUCGAAUCUACGGAACGACCCCGUGCAGCUCAAAGGCUCGCGACGUCAGAGACACUUGCUUGGUCGCGAUCUCGUCACGAGCAUGCACGAAUUGUGCUCCAAGCUACGGGACGUAUGUAACCGCUCGACUUACGAUGAAUUGAAAGACUUGGAAGACGAGUACAUGGAUGGCGACGGCGUUUGGUAUCGUGGCAUCAGUGUCUUCCGUGGCCUCAUGCAAGACAGCCCGCCAUCGGCCUUGGGCGAGGUUGUCGACUCGCUGUUGGUGGGAAAUGCCAUUUGCCUUACCUUUUUCAAGAAUGACGGGGCCAUCUUCAACCAGUACGUUGGCAAUGCUGGGCAAAGCUAA
Messenger RNA from Colletotrichum chrysophilum, 1740 nucleotides. RefSeq lists its product as uncharacterized. Bases 1 to 1740 code for a protein of 579 amino acids. The record is from RefSeq and is a predicted model, not a curated record. The transcript is spliced from 2 exons. NCBI's taxonomy places the organism in Eukaryota, Fungi, Ascomycota, Sordariomycetes, Glomerellales, Glomerellaceae.